This is a messenger RNA of Ochotona curzoniae (black-lipped pika), 2953 nucleotides long. RefSeq names its product AFG3 like matrix AAA peptidase subunit 2 (gene AFG3L2). The record is from RefSeq and is a predicted model, not a curated record. Gene Ontology annotation, biological process: protein-containing complex assembly; mitochondrial protein processing. Bases 16 to 2421 code for a protein of 801 amino acids. Gene Ontology annotation, cellular component: membrane; m-AAA complex. Gene Ontology annotation, molecular function: ATP-dependent peptidase activity; ATP hydrolysis activity; metalloendopeptidase activity. The transcript has 17 exons. NCBI's taxonomy places the organism in Eukaryota, Metazoa, Chordata, Mammalia, Lagomorpha, Ochotonidae.
GCCGCUCCGGCGGGCAUGGCGCACCGCUGCCUGCUGCUGUGGGGCCGGGGCGGCUGCCGGCCCCGCGGCCUCCCGCCGCUGCUCGUGGCCGGCGUCGCCCUGCGGCUCGGCGAGCGGCCCUGCCUUCGGACGUUUUCCCGGCAUGCUACAGCUCAUGCAACAGCCAGCAGAAGCUCCCUUUUGACGGAUGUCAUUGCUGCUUAUCGAAGAUUCUGUUCUCGACCACCCAAAGGAUUUGAAAAAUACUUUCCCAAUGGGAAAAAUGGGAAAAAAGCUAGUGAAACGAAAGAAGCUGUGGGAGAGAAAAAAGAAUCAAAAUCGGCGUCUACCUCACGCUCCUCUGGAGGAGGAGGAGGAGGGGGCGGUGGUGGAAAGCGCGGCAGCAAGAAGGACGAUUCUCACUGGUGGUCCAGGUUCCAGAAGGGUGACGUCCCAUGGGACGACAAGGACUUCAGGAUGUACUUUCUCUGGACCGCCCUGUUUUGGGGUGGAAUCAUGUUUUACUUCCUGUUCAAGAGCUCUGGAAGAGAAAUCACUUGGAAGGACUUUGUCAAUAACUACCUUUCUAAAGGAGUAGUAGACAGACUGGAAGUCGUCAACAAACGUUUUGUUCGAGUGACCUUUAUACCAGGAAAAACGCCGGUUGAUGGGCAGUACGUCUGGUUUAACAUUGGCAGUGUAGACACUUUUGAGCGGAAUCUGGAAACUCUACAGCAAGAAUUGGGCAUAGAAGGGGAAAACCGGGUGCCCGUCGUCUACAUUGCGGAAAGUGAUGGCUCCUUCCUGCUGAGCAUGCUGCCCACAGCGCUCAUCAUUGCCUUCUUGCUGUACACCAUCAGAAGAGGCCCUGCUGGCAUCGGGCGAGGUGGCCGGGGCAUGGGUGGCCUCUUCAGUGUUGGAGAAACCACUGCCAAGGUCUUGAAGGAUGAGAUAGAUGUGAAGUUCAAAGAUGUCGCUGGCUGUGAGGAGGCCAAGCUGGAGAUCAUGGAAUUUGUGAAUUUCUUGAAAAACCCCAAACAGUAUCAAGACCUUGGAGCAAAAAUUCCAAAGGGUGCCAUUCUCACUGGUCCUCCGGGUACUGGGAAGACACUGCUAGCUAAGGCCACAGCUGGAGAAGCCAACGUCCCCUUCAUCACUGUUAGUGGAUCUGAGUUUUUGGAGAUGUUUGUCGGUGUGGGUCCAGCUAGGGUCCGAGACUUAUUUGCCCUGGCUCGGAAGAACGCUCCCUGCAUUCUCUUUAUCGACGAAAUCGACGCCGUGGGCCGGAAGCGAGGAAGAGGCAACUUUGGUGGGCAGAGUGAACAGGAAAACACACUCAACCAGCUGCUGGUGGAGAUGGAUGGAUUUAAUACAACGACAAACGUUGUCAUUUUGGCGGGUACCAACCGACCGGAUAUCCUGGACCCAGCACUGUUGAGGCCAGGGCGCUUCGACAGGCAGAUCUUCAUUGGACCACCAGACAUAAAGGGACGCGCCUCUAUCUUCAAAGUUCAUCUGCGGCCACUAAAACUGGACAGUAGCUUGGAGAAGGAGAAACUGGCCAGAAAACUCGCAUCCUUAACUCCAGGAUUUUCAGGAGCGGAUGUUGCCAAUGUCUGUAACGAAGCCGCCUUGAUUGCUGCAAGACACCUUUCAGAUUCCAUUAAUGAGAAACACUUUGAACAAGCGAUUGAACGAGUGAUUGGUGGCUUAGAGAAAAAAACCCAGGUCCUGCAGCCUGAGGAAAAGAAGACUGUGGCAUACCAUGAGGCUGGCCACGCAGUCGCUGGCUGGUACCUGGAACACGCCGACCCACUCCUCAAGGUGUCCAUCAUCCCCCGUGGCAAAGGGUUGGGGUAUGCUCAGUAUUUACCCAAAGAGCAGUACCUGUAUACCAAGGAGCAGCUGCUGGAUAGGAUGUGCAUGACCCUGGGCGGACGUGUGUCCGAGGAAAUCUUCUUCGGGAGAAUUACCACGGGUGCGCAGGACGACCUGAGGAAAGUGACGCAGAGCGCCUACGCCCAGAUCGUGCAGUUUGGCAUGAAUGAGAAGGUGGGCCAGAUCUCCUUCGACCUCCCGCGCCAGGGCGACAUGGUGCUGGAGAAGCCGUACAGCGAAGCCACUGCCAGACUGAUAGACGACGAAGUGCGAAUACUUAUCAAUGAGGCUUACAAGAGAACAGUAGCGCUUCUCACGGAAAAGAAAGCUGAUGUGGAGAAGGUCGCUCUGCUGCUGUUAGAAAAAGAAGUAUUAGAUAAGAAUGAUAUGGUUGAGCUCCUGGGCCCCAGACCAUUUGCAGAGAAAUCUACUUACGAGGAGUUUGUAGAAGGCACUGGCAGCUUGGACGAGGACACCUCCCUUCCAGAGGGCCUCAAGGACUGGAACAAGGAGCGCGAGAAGGAGAAAGAGGAGCCCCCGGCCGGGGAGAAGGUCGCCAACUGAGUGCAAGGCCGGACGCCCGUGAGUGUCUUCAGCACUGCCAGUGCGCCCCCGGCUGCUCUGGUGUAGGGGCGCAGGGACCUGCUAAGCUGGUGGUACCAGCCGCUGAGCCCCUGCUGCAGGUGGCAGGCAGGGGGAGCCAGCACUCUGGAGGCUCCAGAGGAAUUCAGCUCCCAUAGCCCAGGAGCUCAGAGGAGGCUGGCACGGGGAGCCAGCCCGCCACCCUCGGCAGUCCCCAAGGCACUGUGCGUGAGACGCAGCACAGCGCAGCUGGCUCGCUGUCAGUCCACCCGUGGGAGAGAAGCAGUUCACCACCCACUCUUCAUUCCUGUUCUCUGGUUUCCUCUGCAGAUGGACUGUGAAAUUAAAUCAGAGUCCUGAUAAGAACAUUUUGAUUUGACUUGUAUUUUAAAGAUUGAAUCACUUGUUGCUGUUUUAAUGGAUUGGUUUUCUACAGAGAGCUGUAAAAUAUUUAAAAAUCUGAUUGUAUUGUAAAUACAGCUUCUUUACAGCAAAAAUAAAAUGUGACACUGCA